This is a messenger RNA of Aspergillus japonicus CBS 114.51, 3181 nucleotides long. RefSeq names its product hybrid sensor histidine kinase/response regulator. The record is from RefSeq and is a predicted model, not a curated record. Lineage: Eukaryota; Fungi; Ascomycota; Eurotiomycetes; Eurotiales; Aspergillaceae. The transcript is spliced from 2 exons. Gene Ontology annotation, molecular function: phosphorelay sensor kinase activity; histidine phosphotransfer kinase activity; protein binding. Bases 104 to 3181 code for a protein of 1025 amino acids. Gene Ontology annotation, biological process: protein autophosphorylation; phosphorelay signal transduction system.
UCGACCAAGUCGCCCACUCUCCCCCCUCCGUUUCCCCCUCUCCCAGUCUCACCAUCUCUGCCAGGACGAGGGAUAGCGAGAGAGCGAGAUCGGGAGGGGAAUCAUGGCCGCCCAACGCAGCACCACCGCGAGCUUUCUCCCCAAGGCGGAUGCGGGCAUCCUUCGAUUCCUGAGGCAGCCAGCACCACUCCAGCAACCGCGGCCCACGACGAUUGGCCCGAUCUUCGACCCCGACAACCUGGAUAAGCCAAUCAGCGCCCUGACCCCAGCGAUUGAGGCGACUGUUUACCCUCAGUUUACUAGUAGUAGUGAUAGUCCACCCACCUCCACGAUAUGCGACAAACCUGCGGCCUUCGUGGAUCCGGAUCGGUACUUGCGCGCCUUUCUCGCGGACAAUGAGAGACUUCGAUUGUCCAUGCUGUGGUACUACACCCGCGGGGUAGAGGCCGAAGACGAACUGCUCGCCGGGCUCCAGGAGAAAGCCGAUCUCGCAAAGGAAUGCACCGGGUGGCAGUUCUCGGUCAUUGGCAUUCUCGACGUGGAUGUCUAUAUUCGCCUGGCGACCCACGGCCUGCAACUCGGCAUCCUGCCCCGUGGCGAGACCCUCUGUGCACAUACCGUCACUCGACCUCCUGGUAGCGUGUUCCUUCUCCCGGACCUCCAAGAGGACUGGCGGUUCCGGGCAUGCCCAUACCUCGAACAAGGCGGCCUCUACGCGUACGCCGGGGUGCCGCUCCGCCUGCAGCACGAGUCCGGCGUCACGGUGGGGCUCGGUUCGCUCUGCGUGGCAUCGAGUCAAGCCGAGGACCCUCUCACGAAAGACCAGCAGCAGGCGCUGGUCCGCUUGGCCGACUGGGUGGUCUCGGAUCUAGUGCAGUGUACCCGAGCACGACGCCAGCGCGAACGGCAGCGAAUGUCCGACCUGCUCACGACGGCGCGGAUGGAACUAGAAAAGGGGGUCUCGGCGGAUCCGGUGUUUCGGAUCCUCCAGACGAUCUAUCCCAAGGCCGUCGUCAAAUCGCAGCCCACGACCGCAACGCAUGUCGAGAUGGAAGCACGCAACCCGCUUCUCAUGUCCGACCUCGAAGGCGGCCUCUGGGAAGAUAUCGAGUACCUCGAUGCCCUGAUCGCAGAGGCGAACCACCAGCCUCUCCCGACGACCAAAACCGUCCGCGUCCUGGCCGCCCCCUGCGAGAGCGCCAAUGGCCCAGCGUUGCUCAUGGUGGGCACCAAGGACUUUCAGCACAUAUUCGACGACGUGGACUCGUGGUUCGUGCAGAGCUGCGCGGGCCUGAUCUCGCAACUGUGGCGCAAUCGACUCCUGGCGGAGGCCAUCAAUGCGAAAGAGAAAUUCCUCCGCGGGAUUUCGCACCAGCUUCGCACGCCGAUUCAUGGGAUCCUGGGUUCCGCGGAUCUUCUCGCUGAGGAACUGGAAGCAGCUUGCGGGGCCGGCGCUACGGAUGACGCCCUCGCGGCGCCAACGGCCACGGCAGGCCAGAAGACCGGGUUCCUGGGGGUCGCGGAAUACUCCAGAUAUCUCAACAUCAUCAAGAUGGGCGGCCGCGAUCUCAUCGCAAUCGUCAAUAACAUGAUUACCCUGAACCGAUGGGUGGACAUCGCCCUCACCGACCGACACUACGCCAUGCACAGCAUCGACAAGCUCGAGACCGAGCUCCACACGGCCAUCUCCGCCCUGACCAUCGGCGACAUACGGUAUAGCUGUGCCCUCGUCUUCACGCACGACGUCCCGCCCGGCUUCGAGACCUUCUGGAUGGACAUCGAUGUCCUCCGUGACAGUCUCCUUCCCAUCGUCUACAACGCGAUCCAACACACGCCGGAUGGGGUCGUCUCCGUCCAUUCCACCGUCGAUCCCGAAUCCAAGCAGCUGACCAUCGACAUCCGGGAUACGGGCCGGGGGAUCCAGCAAGACGAUCAACGGCGUAUCUUCGAAGCCUACGAGAAGGUCGACGCGCAUUCCGCGCGAGCGGGACUGGGUCUGACGCUGGCAUCUCGAUUCGCGACGCUCUUGCACGGCUCGGUGGCGUUGAUGUCUUCGGCGAUUGGACGGGGCUCGCACUUCCGGGCGACGUUCCGUGACCUCGAGUGUGCUUGUAACGCGGACCGAACGCCGCCAUCGCUGGCCUCGACGUUGGAGAGUCUUCCCCGGAGUUUCUGUAUUCUGAAGUCUCCGACUCGCGCUGGGUCGAGGCCCAGGUCUCCUGCUUUAUCAACGUCGUUGAGCGACCACUUCGCGUCAAUCCUCACGCGCAGUGGAUUCACGCCAUCCAACUCUCUCGAAAAUUCCUUCGUCAUCGUGGACGCUCCGCCAGACACCGAGGCACACCACACGCGUCUGUCCCAGAUCCCGGCGAGCACGGUCUGCAUCUCGCUUGCCUCCGGCCUGGAGGCGGAUUCCGACCCGCCUGUGCCUCUCGCACAGCCAUCGGCCAAGAACGUCCUCCACACCAGCGGGCCCUUCUCCGCGCAGACCCUGGCCUCGGUCCUCGAACGCGCCGACGCGCUCGCCGCGGAGAUAACACCGGUGGCGCCGUCGAACCCACCGCUCAGCCUGCCCACGCACCUGAAACAGGCCAACGACGACGAUUCCACCUCCGACUCGGACACCAACAUCCUGCUCACCCCGGGGGAAUCCUCCGAAGAAGAGACCACCGGCCGCGGAUCCUCCGGCUGCGUCCCGGCCACCCGCACCUCCUCCCGCCCGACCACCCUCAUCGUCGACGACAACAUCGUCAACCUCCGCAUCAUGGAAAUGUACUGCAAGAAGCGCGGACUGCCCCAUCUGACAGCCACCGACGGCCGGCAGGCCGUCGAGACCUUCCGACGCCGCCAGUUGUCGUCGUCGUCGUCGUCGUCGUCGUCGUCGUCACCCCCAAACACGGAGAACGAGCCCGACCUCCCGCCGAUCGAGAUCAUCUUCAUGGAUCUCCAGAUGCCGGUCUGCGACGGCGUCGACGCGACGCGCCAGAUCCGGGCGCUGGAGCAGGAGAACGACUGGGCACGGGCGUUGGUCAUCGUCAUGACGGGCCAGGAUACGCCGGCGGACAAGACGGCGGCGGAGGAGGCCGGCGGCGACGAGUAUUUCGUCAAGCCGGUGAUCUUGCGGCAGUUGGAUGGGGUGGUGCGUCGGCAUUUUCCGACGUUUGAGGUGGGGGGGACGUAA